Messenger RNA from Balaenoptera acutorostrata (minke whale), 1206 nucleotides. RefSeq names its product tubulin polymerization promoting protein family member 3 (gene TPPP3). The transcript has 5 exons. Bases 237 to 845 code for a protein of 202 amino acids. Gene Ontology annotation, cellular component: microtubule. NCBI's taxonomy places the organism in Eukaryota, Metazoa, Chordata, Mammalia, Artiodactyla, Balaenopteridae. The record is from RefSeq and is a predicted model, not a curated record. Gene Ontology annotation, molecular function: tubulin binding. Gene Ontology annotation, biological process: positive regulation of protein polymerization; microtubule bundle formation; microtubule polymerization.
GCCCGGCCUGCAGUCCCGCCCCAGAGCCGGCAGGGAGCAGAGCUGCGGAGCCGCCUAGUCUCCUGCGUCCAUCGGUCCAUUCUUGCGUCCUUCUUUCUGUCCAUCGAACGUGCACUGCAGGAGCAGCCACGAGGUAGAAGCCGCCUGGUGCGAGCAUCAUGAUUUCAUCUUCUGAACUCCACUCUGAGCCAGGCUGGCAUUAAGUGACAGGACCUUUCCUCUCGGGGCUCUUCCUCAUGGCUCUGGGGCCCAGUCAGACAUUGAGUGCUGGCCCCUUUCUGCAGGCAGCUCCAUCUCCAGCUCUGAGGGGUGGCAUGGCAGCGAGCACAGACGUGGCUGGGCUGGAGGAAAGCUUCCGCAAGUUUGCCAUCCAUGGUGAUCCCAAGGCCAGUGGGCACGAGAUGAAUGGCAAGAACUGGGCCAAGCUGUGCAAGGACUGCAAGGUGGCUGAUGGAAAGGCUGUGACAGGGACCGAUGUCGACAUCGUCUUCUCCAAAGUCAAGGGGAAGUCUGCCCGGGUCAUCAACUAUGAGGAGUUCAAGAAGGCCCUAGAAGAGCUGGCACCCAAACGAUUCAAGGGGAAGAGCAAGGAGGAGGCCUUUGAUGCCAUCUGCCAGCUGGUGGCAGGCAAGGAACCAGCCAAUGUGGGUGUUACUAAAGCAAAAACAGGGGGUGCUGUGGAACGGCUGACUGACACCAGCAAGUACACGGGCUCCCACAAGGAACGCUUCGAUGAGAGCGGCAAGGGCAAGGGCAUUGCUGGGCGGCAGGACAUCCUGGAUGACAGUGGCUAUGUGAGUGCCUACAAGAAUGCAGGUACCUAUGAUGCCAAGGUGAAGAAGUGAGGCCUGGGAAGGCCCCCCCUAGCACGGCUGCCCCUGCCAGAGGCUCAGGCCUGGGCCUAAGGGGCAUGUGGAGCAAGAGAGCCCGGUCCCCUCCUUGCUGGAUCUGCCGCCCAGCGCUUCCUGCCCAGCCCUAUGGGGCCAGCCCACCAGACCUCUGACCCAGACUGCUCUGCAUCCCCUUCCCCUUUUUCUUUCCUCCUCGACUUCUGUCUGUCUGGGGAGAGUCUGUGCCUAUAGCCUCACCACCCCAACCUAGCCCCGGGCAUGGCUAACCCCUGCCUGCUUGCCUCAUAUUUAAGCUGCUGCUCUGGCCAAGUGCUAAUUCUUACCCGGACCUCAAUAAAGCCACCUUUUGUACCAA